AUGGAAAAAAAACUAAAACCGCCCGCCAUGCCCACCGCGGACAGGGAUCCUUUGGCCGAUUCGGCAUCACCGCCGUUUGCCGAUUACUCGUCCCCGACCACACCAUCACCAUCAUCGCCAUCAUCAUCAUUAUCAUCAUUAUCAUCGUCACCAUCAUCAGUAUCAGCAUCAGCAUCAGCAUCGCCGCCGCCGCUGCCGUUGACGCCUUCAUCACCACCGUUGAUAUGGCCAGAUACGCCUAGCAACGCGGAACGCGAUGAAAAGGCGUUAUUCGUCAUCAAGUACGGGCAUGACACGCGAGAGGAUCUCGGAAACCAGAUCGUCAGCCAAGGCGGCGACAUCUUGGCAUAUGUCGCCAAGAACGCAGUCCUAGUGUAUGGGCCGUCUGAUGCCGUACACAAUGCCGUGCGUAAUACGAACUCACUGAUGGGGACAUACGAGCAGGAUGUGAAGGUAGCGGACGCCAUCACCUCUGCCGAUGGACCCCUCGCAGACCCAACCCGCAUCAGCAAGCUGCUGCAGCAGCUCAAUACCUGGCAGAAACAACCUAAUCCACCGACGCCGCCGCCGCCGUCACAGCGUCAGCAGCAGGAGCAGCCGCAGCAGCCGCCGUCAUCGCCACAACAGUCGGUCAUGGAGCGCCGAAGCACCAUCAGCAGUGAAGCCGGCUACAGCGGCAACACGAGCCGUGGUGGCGACAACAUCAGCGCCUCGUCGGAACCAAGGCCGGAUCUGUACGGCCUGCAUGUGCAGGUGGUUCCGGGGCUGGAGUCUGAGGGCGUGAGGAGAAUCUAUCAUGACCAGCUGGGCUCUGAGCUAGGCCGGCGGGGCGACGGCGACGACGCCUGCUGGCCGCGCAUGCGGAUGUACGACAGGUCGCGCUGGCUAGUUGUGUACCUGUGCCUGCAGGAUCUAGAACGUGGCAUUCGGUGGAUGGCGGCGGCACCAACAACCGUUUGGAUUGAACCGCAGCUGCGAGCCCAGCCCGCCAACACCAGGGCCGCUCUCAUCAUCCAGACUGGCACCCUAACGGACUCACAGUAUCUCAGCUCCUCCGACACGUCGGAAAAGCCAUUCUGGAAAGCGGGCCUUAUGGGCAAUGGCCAGAUCAUCGGGAUGGCGGAUACGGGCAUCAAUUUCUAUAGCUGCUUCCUCAGCGACUCGAACUAUGCUCCUUCUGAUCUGCUAAAUCUAUUUCACGAUGAUCCUCCAAGAUAUUUCCUGCCCAAUCACCGGAAAGUGGUGCAGUACGUGUUGCCAAGCGGAGCAAUCUCCUCCCCUCAUCAAUCCGUAUAUUCAUCGAGCUACAUCUGCCGUUCGUCCACCCUCCCAAUCGGUGUGACGAAUCCAGAUAUUUCCGACUACUUCGGCGAUUCGGACGACAUGCAUGGUACCCACGUGGCUGGGACCCUUGUUGGAUCAGUAUGGGACGAGUCAGGCUUGGUGAACAGCGUGGCUACGGGCGCGGCGCCGAUGGCGCAGCUCAGCUUCGUAGACAUGACCGCUCAAAGCCUUCCCAACGAGUUGAUGUUGCCCCCCCAGCUUGACGUUGAUCUGCUCCCGCAGUUCGACAGAUUCGCUUGGCGGAAUCCAGACGUCAUAUCUUGCGUGGCCGCAGGCAACCACGGGCGAAACUUUGGCGUGCGUCCUAACGUGCAGGCACCUGGAACUGCCAAGAACGUACUGUCUGUUGGGGCGUCCCUUAACCACCCGAAAAGCCAGGAGCUCAUGGGAGACCAAACAGUUCCCAUCUUCCAGUACAUGGAUACGAAUCGAACCGUGCAUAAGCAAGCGCAUUGCGUCCACAUUGCCUACGACCCCCACACCGUCUUCAUUAACGUCGCUAAUGGCUUCAGUGAAAUUUAA
This is a messenger RNA of Volvox carteri f. nagariensis, 1866 nucleotides long. RefSeq lists its product as uncharacterized. Gene Ontology annotation, molecular function: serine-type endopeptidase activity. The record is from RefSeq and is a predicted model, not a curated record. The transcript has 11 exons. NCBI's taxonomy places the organism in Eukaryota, Viridiplantae, Chlorophyta, Chlorophyceae, Chlamydomonadales, Volvocaceae. The coding region runs from base 1 to 1866 and encodes 621 amino acids. Gene Ontology annotation, biological process: proteolysis.